AUGGAUAGUAGCAUCCACCUGAGUAGUCUGAUCAGUCGGCAUGAUGACGAAGCCACGAGAACAUCGACCUCAGAAGGACUGGAGGAAGGUGAAGUGGAGGGAGAGACGCUCCUGAUUGUCGAAUCCGAGGAUCAGGCAUCAGUGGACUUAUCGCACGACCAGAGUGGGGAUUCCCUCAACAGCGAUGAAGGAGACGUGUCUUGGAUGGAGGAGCAGCUGUCCUACUUCUGUGACAAGUGCCAAAAAUGGAUACCAGCCAGUCAGCUGAGGGAACAGCUCAGUUACCUUAAGGGUGAUAAUUUUUUUAGGUUUACUUGUUCGGAUUGCUCAGCAGAUGGCAAGGAGCAGUAUGAAAGGCUGAAGCUGACAUGGCAGCAAGUCGUCAUGUUGGCAAUGUACAACUUGUCUCUGGAAGGAAGUGGACGUCAAGGUUAUUUCAGGUGGAAAGAAGAUAUCUGUGCUUUUAUUGAGAAACACUGGACUUUUUUACUAGGGAAUAGGAAAAAGACGUCUACCUGGUGGAGCACUGUCGCAGGUUGCCUCAGCGUGGGAAGUCCCAUGUACUUCCGUUCAGGUGCUCAGGAAUUUGGAGAGCCAGGAUGGUGGAAACUUGUUCAUAACAAGCCCCCAACGAUGAAACCUGAAGGAGAGAAGUUGUCUGCCUCUACUUUGAAAAUAAAAGCAGCCUCAAAACCAACUUUAGAUCCCAUCAUUACUGUUGAGGGACUUAGAAAACGAGCAAGUCGGAAUCCUGUGGAAUCUGCCAUGGAAUUAAAAGAGAAAAGGUCUCGAACUCAGGAAGCAAAAGACAUUAGAAGAGCCCAGAAGGAGGCCGCUGGCUUUCUUGACAGGAGCACAUCUUCUACCCCUGUAAAAUUCAUAAGCCGAGGCCGCAGGCCAGAUGUGAUUCUGGAAAAAGGCGAAGUGAUUGACUUUUCCUCCUUAAGCUCCUCUGACCGCACCCCGCUGACAAGCCCAUCUCCUUCUCCUUCUCUGGAUUUCUCUGCCCCUGGUACACCUGCCUCUCAUUCUGCCACACCUAGCUUGCUUUCAGAAGCAGAUCUGAUUCCAGAUGUGAUGCCCCCACAAGCCUUGUUUCAUGAUGACGAUGAGAUGGAAGGCGAUGGAGUCAUAGACCCAGGGAUGGAGUACGUCCCACCCCCUGCUGGGUCAGUAGCUUCUGGGCCAGUGGUUGGGGGCAGAAAGAAGGUCAGAGGCCCUGAACAGAUAAAGCAGGAGGUAGAGAGUGAGGAGGAAAAACCCGACAGGAUGGAUAUUGACAGUGAAGACACAGAUUCAAACACAUCUUUGCAAACAAGGGCUAGAGAAAAGAGGAAGCCUCAGCUGGAGAAGGACACAAAGCCGAAAGAGCCCAAGUAUACUCCCGUGAGCAUCUACGAGGAAAAGCUGCUGCUCAAGAGGCUGGAAGCUUGUCCCGGUGCUGUUGCCAUGACUCCGGAAGCUCGGAGACUGAAACGCAAACUGAUUGUCAGACAAGCGAAAAGGGAUAGGGGAUUACCACUUUUUGACUUGGAUCAAGUUGUUAAUGCUGCUCUUUUGUUAGUUGACGGGAUUUAUGGAGCCAAAGAAGGAGGAGUUUCCAGACUUCCAGCUGGACAAGCCACGUACAGAACUACCUGUCAGGACUUCAGAAUCCUUGACCGAUACCAGACUUCCUUGCCGUCCAGGAAGGGAUUUCGACACCAGACCACCAAGUUUUUGUAUCGCUUGGUGGGAUCAGAAGAUAUGGCUGUGGACCAGAGUAUUGUCAGCCCUUAUACCUCUCGGAUCUUGAAACCUUAUAUCAGGCGUGAUUAUGAAACAAAGCCACCCAAACUGCAGCUCCUGUCACAGAUUCGUUCCCACCUGCACAGGAGCGACCCUCACUGGACGCCGGAGCCCGACGCACCUCUCGAUUACUGUUACGUGCGGCCAAAUCACAUCCCAACGAUCAACUCCAUGUGUCAGGAGUUUUUUUGGCCUGGCAUUGACCUGUCUGAGUGUCUGCAGUACCCAGACUUCAGUGUUGUUGUUCUUUAUAAAAAAGUCAUCAUUGCCUUUGGCUUCAUGGUUCCUGACGUGAAAUACAAUGAAGCUUACAUUUCAUUUCUGUUCGUCCACCCUGAAUGGAGAAGAGCAGGGAUUGCAACUUUCAUGAUCUAUCAUCUGAUUCAGACCUGCAUGGGCAAGGACGUAACCCUUCACGUCUCAGCAAGCAACCCCGCUAUGCUACUGUACCAGAAGUUUGGAUUCAAGACUGAAGAAUAUGUGUUAGAUUUCUAUGAUAAAUAUUACCCAUUGGAGAGUACAGAGUGUAAACACGCAUUCUUUCUGAGGCUCCGGCGCUGAUGCGAAUACAGCUCACAGAGAAACGCAUGUGCUAUUGGAGAACAGGUCUUUGUGGAGAUCUAAAGGCAGUGAUUGAUUUCACAGGGAGCUCUAAUCUUCUCUGUGAUUACAUGGUCCUUCAAACUCCCAACCAAAGUGAGAAAAGCGGCAUGCAGUGAAAUGAGCAGUGAGCAGCCCUUUAGCAAAAUCGCCCUCCAGUCCUUCCUGGAGAUGCCUUCAGCCAGCAUCCCAGACUCCACAGUUAAAUGAACGAUGUCGUGAUUCUCCCUCCACCUGACAGUUUGUAAGAGUGAAAGAGCAUCUAACCUGAUGCUCUUGGAGAGAGAUAACCUGUCUGUCAUAACUUAAAGGAUGAGAAAAUGUGGUGUAGCUAUUAAAGAUUCAUGCAGUCCCAAAAGGCACUGUCCUGGGAUGAUGAGAGAUUAUGAGGUGAUUUCAUAAAAGGAAUCCAACCCUGUGCCUGGCCAUUGAUGUGUUGUCAUUGAAUCCAGGAGGAUUUCUAGGGCACUGAAGUUUUGUUGUUUCUUUUGCUGACUUUGGUUACAGUCAGAAAAAAUAAACUAGAUGUUUGUGUCUA
Molecule: messenger RNA, 2926 nt
Organism: Pan troglodytes (chimpanzee)
Lineage: Eukaryota; Metazoa; Chordata; Mammalia; Primates; Hominidae
Gene: KAT14
Product: lysine acetyltransferase 14
Exons: 10
Coding region: 1-2349 (782 amino acids)
Molecular function (GO): histone acetyltransferase activity
Source: RefSeq, a predicted model, not a curated record